Molecule: messenger RNA, 1252 nt
Organism: Strongylocentrotus purpuratus (purple sea urchin)
Lineage: Eukaryota; Metazoa; Echinodermata; Echinoidea; Camarodonta; Strongylocentrotidae
Product: H2.0-like homeobox protein
Exons: 4
Coding region: 1-930 (309 amino acids)
Biological process (GO): regulation of DNA-templated transcription
Molecular function (GO): sequence-specific DNA binding; DNA-binding transcription factor activity, RNA polymerase II-specific
Source: RefSeq, a predicted model, not a curated record
AUGGGUUGUCCGUCUUCCAAAGGAUGUAUUGCUUAUAAUGUGAAGGUCUCUGCCGAUGGAACGGUGAAACUAACAGUCCCACCCGAAGCUAGCAGCGAACUGUACGGCCAUGCAACGGGGAGAUCGGCCGGUAGCAAGCAUGCAGCAGCGGCCUACCCGAGCCCGAGAUCGUCGUGGAGUAACACGUCGCCACGCCCACCUGGACACCCUGCAGGCAGAUGGGAGUGUCUGCCUGGUUAUGCUGAGGCCGGGAGGGUUGGCUGGGUUGCUAGGGAUCAUUGUCCAGAGUACCACGACAACUUCCCAUCACGACACAGUCCCUACCCGUGGACCCGAACCUCUGACCCUACCAUUCAGCAUUGCUUCCAACUCCAACCAACUCUGCCACCUUCGCACCCCACCCUUCCACGGUCCUUCCACCAGGCUGCAUCAGCCUCGUCGAUUCGAUCGACCUUAGUGCAGGACAACGGACAGGACGUCAAGUCCAAUAUCGGUGGCAGCGGUGGGAUAGUGGGGAGUAUAUCGGGGAACCACAAGCGCAAGAGGUCUUGGUCAAGAGCAGUCUUCACAAGUCUGCAGAGGAAGGGCUUAGAGAAGCGCUUUGAGAUCCAGAAGUACGUCAAUAAACCAGAGAGAAGGCAACUUGCGUCUGCAUUGGGCCUCUCAGAUGCACAGGUGAAAGUAUGGUUCCAAAAUCGCCGUAUGAAGUGGCGUCACACUCAGCAAUUCAAUCGGCCACACGACAUACCGGAAGGGCACACAGAAGACAUACAAACGCAACCACUAGAAAUGGUUCACCACAUAAAUCCAGAAAGUGAUGAUUCGAACAACAAUGACAUCGAGACAGAGGAUCAAAUGCGAGAAUCGAGAAAGGUGGAGUUCGGAGAUAGCAGCUUUGCUGAUUGCAAUAGCAGUGAUGAAGACAUUUAACAAUGAAAAAUAUAUUGGCAAACAUCGGUUCUGUCCAGUCAAAUUUGUGCAUAAUAAUUAUCAACGACAUUUGCACCAAACAGACUUUGGCAUAUUUUCCAAUUUUUUCCCCGCGAACGAAUAAGAAGGUAUGAACAAUGAGGGUGUUCGUAAAUGAAUUUAUGUCUCUCAAAAAUCGAAAAAUCAACUCAAGGGCAACUCCAAUGCCAUAUUGUAUAUUCUGUAGAAAUCAAGUUCGGAUUACGUAAUACGUUAUUGUACUGUUCGUCCAUUUCUAAAGGUGAUGGACAAGAAUAUUACAAUUGCCUUAGUAGUUGCGAUC